Messenger RNA from Cornus florida, 1176 nucleotides. Its product is annotated as transcription termination factor MTERF5, chloroplastic-like. Gene Ontology annotation, molecular function: double-stranded DNA binding. Gene Ontology annotation, cellular component: chloroplast. NCBI's taxonomy places the organism in Eukaryota, Viridiplantae, Streptophyta, Magnoliopsida, Cornales, Cornaceae. The transcript has a single exon. The record is from RefSeq and is a predicted model, not a curated record. Gene Ontology annotation, biological process: chloroplast organization; regulation of DNA-templated transcription. The coding region runs from base 1 to 1176 and encodes 391 amino acids.
AUGGCUUUCAGAUCCUGUAAGUCUGUAUCACCCAUCUUUCAUUUCAUAUGCGACACUCUCAUACAUCACAGAAUCAAUCAUAUUACACCCACAUUUGUUCGUUUUUUCGAAACCCAAUCUAUUGCAAACAACUCAAAUUUCACAGAGAAACAAGCUUUCACGGUCUCGUACCUCACAAAGUCGUGUGGGUUGUCUUUAGAAACUGCUAUCUCAGCUUCUAAGAAGAUCAACAUUAAAAGCACAGUGAAAUCGGACUCGGUUCUUGAGCUCCUAAGGUCGCAUGGCUUCACUGAAAAUCAUAUUUCACGCCUAUUUUCUACAUACCCAAAAUUUAUUUUGGCUGAUCCGGAGGGAAUUUUGAGACCCAAAAUUGAGUAUUUUGAAUCAUUGGGUAUUUUUGGACCUGAUUUGCCUAGUUGUCUCUGUUCAAGUAGCAUCUUACAGGGCAGUUUAGAAAACCGAAUCAAACCCACAAUUAAUUUCCUUAAGCAAUACAUUAGCACAAAUGAGGAUUUAAUUCGUGCCCUUAAGCAAUCUAGCGGUCGGUGCAGCACUGAAAAAGUUAUGCUGCCAAACAUCUACGCCUUGCGGGCUCAUGGUGUGCCUGAAUCACAUAUUGGAAAAUUGUUUAUGUUGCAGCCUAGAGCGCUAACGGUGAGAGUUGAUGUGUUUAAAGAGAUUACUGAUGCAGUUAAAGAAAUGGGUUUUGAUCCCAAAAGUAGAUCAUACUUAUUGGCUGUCCGUGCAAUGUCAACAAUUAGCAAAAUAAAUUGGGAAAAGAAGAAGGAAGCUUAUAUGAGCUUUGGUUGGUCCGAAAGCCAAUUUAAUUCGGCAUUCAAAGUGCAACCGGGAUGUAUGCUUACCUCAGAGAAGAAGAUCAAGAAACUGAUGGAUUUCUUCGUGAAUAAGGCGGGGUUAAGAGCAUCAGAUACUGCUAAAUGCCCAAAUCUUUUUCUAACUAGUUUGGAAAGGAGAAUCAUCCCAAGAUGUUCUGUUCUGCAAGUUCUGAUGUCAAAGGGUUUGAUUAGGAAGGAUGUAGAAGUGGUUUGGGUGUUAAUUUGUAAGAAAAAGAUUUUUGAGACCAGGUUUUUGACCAAGUAUAAGGAGGUAGCUCCUGAGGUAAUCAAAGCGUACAAAGGUGAAAUAGGAUUUCAAGGAUUCAAUACUAGAUCGUAG